Messenger RNA from Drosophila serrata, 6859 nucleotides. RefSeq names its product Kinesin heavy chain 73 (gene Khc-73). Lineage: Eukaryota; Metazoa; Arthropoda; Insecta; Diptera; Drosophilidae. Gene Ontology annotation, biological process: microtubule-based movement. The record is from RefSeq and is a predicted model, not a curated record. Gene Ontology annotation, molecular function: ATP binding; microtubule motor activity; microtubule binding.
AUAGCGUUGCGAUGUUGCUAGUAGUAUAAUUGCUGGAAAACUUCCAUCACUAUUAAAAUUGCUGGAAAAACGAAAACGCGAAAAAUGAUAGAAAGACCAAAAUUUAGUUAAUAAAAAAAGUUUUAGCUGCGACGGAGCAAAAAAGAUUGCGUGCACACAAUAUUCCCGCGAGGACGACCAGGCCAGCCAGCAUAAUAAUAAUAGCAGAAUAACAGACGACGACGUUGACGAGGAGGAGGAGAAGAAGGAGGAGCCUGCCAACGCCACGCGCGAGUGGUGUAUGAAUCAUUCGCUUCCCCCACGAGCAACGCCCGCAUCCUGUGCUGAUCCCUAACUGAUCCAUCCGCCACUGCAGCCACCACAGCCUCCGCCAUGUCCAGCGACAAGAUCAAAGUUGCCGUCAGGGUGCGACCCUUCAAUCGACGUGAGAUCGAGCUGGGCACAAAAUGUAUCGUGGAUAUGGAAAAACAGCAGACCAUUCUGCAAAAUCCACCGCCAUUGGAGAAAAUCGAAAGAAAACAACCAAAGACAUUUGCAUUCGAUCACUGCUUCUACUCUUUAAACCCCGAGGACGACAACUUCGCCUCCCAGGAGACAGUUUUCGAUUGCGUGGGACGUGAUAUUCUGGAUAAUGCAUUCCAGGGCUAUAAUGCAUGCAUAUUCGCUUACGGCCAGACUGGCUCUGGCAAGUCGUACACGAUGAUGGGCUCUCAGGAGAGCAAGGGCAUCAUUCCGCGCCUGUGCGACAAGCUCUUCUCGGCGAUAGCCAACAAAUCGACGCCCGAGCUGAUGUACAAGGUGGAGGUGUCCUAUAUGGAGAUCUACAACGAGAAGGUCCACGAUCUCCUCGAUCCCAAGCCCAACAAGCAGUCGCUCAAGGUGCGCGAACACAAUGUGAUGGGACCGUACGUGGACGGACUGUCUCAGCUGGCGGUGACUUCGUACCAGGACAUCGACAACCUCAUGACGGAGGGCAACAAAUCACGAACGGUGGCUGCCACCAAUAUGAAUGCCGAGUCCUCACGCUCCCAUGCCGUCUUCUCGGUGGUUCUCACCCAGAUACUCACGGAUCAGGCGACGGGCGUGAGUGGUGAGAAGGUAUCCCGCAUGUCCCUCGUCGAUUUGGCUGGCUCCGAGCGAGCAGUGAAAACGGGAGCCGUUGGCGAUCGCCUCAAGGAGGGAUCCAACAUCAACAAAUCUCUGACUACGCUUGGCCUGGUCAUAUCCAAGCUGGCCGAUCAAACGAACGGCAAGAGGGGCGGCAACGAUAAGUUCGUACCCUACCGCGACUCCGUUCUCACCUGGCUGCUGAAGGACAAUCUGGGCGGCAACUCCAGGACCGUUAUGGUGGCUACCAUUUCUCCGUCGGCGGAUAAUUAUGAGGAGACGUUGUCCACGCUUCGCUAUGCGGAUCGGGCCAAGCGAAUUGUGAAUCAUGCAGUGGUCAACGAAGAUCCCAAUGCUCGAAUUAUUCGCGAGCUGCGACACGAGGUAGAAACGCUGAGGAGUAUGCUUAAACAUGCCACUGGGUCACCGGUGGGCGAUGUCCAGGACAAGCUGGCCGAGAGCGAGAACCUGAUGAAGCAGAUCUCGCAAACGUGGGAGGAGAAGCUGGUCAAAACGGAGCGCAUCCAGAAUGAGCGACAGCAGGCCCUCGAGAAGAUGGGCAUCAGUGUCCAGGCCAGUGGCAUUAAGGUGGAGAAGAACAAGUACUACUUGGUCAAUUUGAAUGCAGAUCCGUCCCUUAACGAGCUGCUUGUCUACUACCUAAAGGAACGCACACUGAUUGGUGGACGCAGCAUCAGUGGCCAGCAGCCGGAUAUACAACUCUCUGGUUUGGGCAUCCAGCCGGAGCACUGUGUUAUCACCAUCGAGGACAGUGGCCUGUUUAUGGAGCCAGUGCAGGGUGCACGAUGCUUUGUUAAUGGAUCAGCGGCCGUGGAGAAGACGCCGCUGCAGAACGGCGACCGUAUCCUGUGGGGUAACCAUCAUUUCUUCCGCGUCAACUCACCGAAGAGCAACAACACAAGCCUGUGUGCCUCGGAGCCGCAGACCCCAGCUCAGCUGAUCGAUUACAAUUUUGCACGCGAUGAGAUUAUGCAGAAUGAACUGAGCAACGACCCCAUUCAGACGGCCAUUGCUCGGCUGGAGCGUCAGCAUGAGGAAGAUAAGCAGGUGGCACUGGAGAAGCAGCGUCAGGAGUACGAACGUCAGUUCCAGCAACUGCGCAAUAUAUUAUCACCCAGCACCCCAUACGCUCCAUAUGCUCCGUACGAUCCGCUGCGCAUGGGCAAGGUAACACCGAACACGCCCACCUCACAGAUGCGGGUUGAGAAGUGGGCACAGGAACGUGACGAGAUGUUUCGACGAAGUUUGGGUCAGCUAAAAACGGACAUUAUGCGCGCAAACUCGCUGGUGCAAGAGGCCAACUUUUUGGCCGAGGAAAUGGAGAAGAAGACCAAGUUCUCGGUCACCUUGCAAAUACCGCCGGCCAAUCUCAGUCCGAAUAGGCGACGCGGAGCCUUUGUCAGCGAACCCGCCAUACUUGUGAAGCGCACCAACUCGGGCAGCCAGAUCUGGACGAUGGAAAAGCUGGAGAACAAGCUGAUAGACAUGCGGGAGAUGUACCAGGAUCACAAGGACCGGAUACUCAACGGCUUGCCCCUAGUUGAGCCAUUCUCAGACGAUGAGUACGACGACAAGGACGAGGACAAUUCCAAGCCGCAGGAUCCCUUCUAUGAGUCGCAGGAAAAUCACAAUCUCAUCGGUGUGGCCAACAUAUUCCUGGAGGUCCUCUUCCACGACGUCAAACUGGACUAUCACACGCCCAUCAUUAGCCAGCAGGGUGAGGUGGCCGGUCGCCUGCAGGUGGAGAUCGAGCGCAUUGCGGGACAAAUGCCACAGGAUCGCAUGUGCGAGUCAGUCUCUGAGUCCUCGGGUGAUUCGCGGGACGAAUACGAUGAUCCGGUGGAUCCCACAUCAAAUCAGAUCACCUGCCGCGUGACCAUCAAGUGCGCCAGUGGCCUGCCCCUUUCGCUCUCCAACUUCGUCUUCUGCCAGUACACGUUCUGGGGCCACCAGGAGAUGGUGGUGCCGGUGAUCAAUGCCGAGUCCACGGCCCACGACCAGAACAUGGUAUUCAAGUUCGAGCACACGCAGGACUUUACGGUGACCAUCAACGAGGAGUUCCUCGAGCAUUGCAUCGAGGGAGCGCUAUCCAUCGAAGUGUGGGGACAUCGCAGCGCCGGCUUCUCCCGGUCCAAGGGCUGGGAAGUGGAGCAGCAGCAGGCCAAGGCCCGUUCCCUGGUUGAUCGCUGGGCGGAGCUCUCCCGCAAAAUCGAGCUUUGGGUCGAAAUACACGAGUUGAACGACAAUGGCGAGUACUCGCCCGUGGAGGUGACCAAUCGCAACGAAGUCCUGACUGGCGGCAUAUACCAGCUGCGACAGGGUCAGCAGAGGCGGGUCAACGUUCGUGUGAAGCCGGUCCAGAACUCGGGCACGCUGCCCAUCAUUUGCCAGUCGAUUGUUAAUGUGGCCAUUGGCAGUGUGACGGUGCGAUCCCGGCUGCAGAGACCCCUGGACUCUUACCAGGAGGAGGACCUCACAGUGCUCCGCGAGAAAUGGAGCGAGGCGUUGGGCAGGCGGCGUCAAUACCUGGACCAACAGAUCCAGAUGCUGAUCAAGAAAGAGGAGAAGAACGAGCAGGAGCGGGAGCGUGAGCUAAGCUUGGUGCAUCAGUGGGUCUCGCUAACGGAGGAGCGUAACGCAGUGCUGGUGCCAGCACCUGGCUCUGGCAUACCCGGAGCACCCGCCUCCUGGGAGCCACCCGCUGGCAUGGAGCCCCAUGUACCCGUACUCUUCCUGAAUUUAAACGGUGACGAUCUGUCCGCACAAAACACCAACGAUGAGCUCUCCAUUGCCGGCAUCAACUCCAUUCUGUCCAAGGAGCAUGGCCACAAGUUUUACACUCUACAGAUACUGCAGCACCUGGACAAGGACGUUUGCAGCGUGGCCAGCUGGGACUCGUCGAUGCACGACAGCCAGGCAUUGAAUCGUGUAACCGAGGCCAACGAGCGCGUCUAUCUCAUUCUGCGCACCACGGUGCGCCUGUCACAUCCCGCUCCUAUGGAUCUGGUGCUGCGCAAGCGUCUGAGCAUUAACAUCAAGAAGGGCCAGACGCUGACCGAUCGUCUGAAGAAGUUCCGGCUGGUGCGGGGCGAGAAUGCCAUUUGGCAGAGCGGCGUCACCUACGAGGUGGUAUCCAACAUUCCCAAGGCCUCCGAAGAGCUAGAGGAUCGUGAGUCGCUGGCCCAGCUGGCGGCUAGCGGUGAUGAUUGCUCGGCAAGUGAUGGCGAAACAUACAUAGAGAAAUACACACGUGGCGUUUCGGCUGUGGAAAGCAUAUUGACACUGGACCGCCUGCGUCAGAAUGUGGCUGUCAAGGAGCUGGAGACGGCCCAUGGCCAGCCGCUGAGCAUGCGCAAGACCGUCAGUGUGCCAAACUUCUCGCAGGCGGUCAAAGACACCACCAAUACCGGGAGUAUUAUGCGCUUCGAUGCAUCGAUGGAGUCGCUGUUGAAUGUGGGACGAUCCGAGUCCUUUGCCGAUCUCAAUAACAGUGCGCUGGGCAACAAGUUUACGCCAGCAGGUCACAGUCCAGCCGGAGCAGGUGGAGUCAUCCGUAAUCGUCAUAGUUUCGGGGGCAAAGGUAGCAGCGAUGAUUCGCCCGGAAAAGCCUUUGGAAUCGGCUCUAUAUCUCUGCUGUCAGCGCGUCCAACAUUUUUGAAUCUCAAUUUGAACUUGAACACUUUGAGAAUCGCGCCAACGAAACCUUCACCGGCCACCAGCAAGCUGCUGGGCAUGCGCAUGACCACGCUGCACGAGGAACCGCUGGGCGGACAUCGAUCACUGGACGAGGAGCCCGAGGAUAGCUACAGCGACUCGGAGUAUGCCGCCGAGUACGAGCAGGAGCGGCAGCAGAACAAGAGCCUGGCCACACGCUCCCGCCUCACGGCCUCCAAGACCAUGGACUCGUUCAUGGACGUUAGCAGCCACUCGAAUCAUUCGAGCUACUUGAGCUAUACGUCCAGCGCCAAUGCGAAUAUGAAGCAUCUGAACGGAUUGCCAACGCUGAGCAUGAGCUCCUCCACCAGUAGCGGCUAUGGCUCCCAGGCGGUGUCGUGCAACAAUUUAAGCAAUGAGGAUAUUGCCUCAAUGCGUUCCAUGAGCAUUGAUGAGACGCCAGAUUUCGAUCGAAUCAACUCGAAUUCGCCACCUAACCGGCAGGCACGAGUGAAUCCCUUCCUCAAAGACAUGCCCAAGGCCAAAACACAGGAGCAGCCUUUGGAACCGCAGGCCAAGAAGCUGCAGGAGACCUUCACGCACCCAUUGGAGUUAAUCGAGUCCAAGGAGAACGCACAAAGCGACGAGGAUGAGCGCGAAAUGUUGCCAAAGCAUAACAACAACAAUAACAACAACGUUGACUUGGUUAAGGAGAAGGAACUGCUGUCAUCCAGUCAACCAGAACUAGCGGAAGCUGAAUCGCAGCCCGAAUCACAACCAGAGCUUGCCACAACAGACAAUCAGAACGGCAACAAGUCCUCGGACGAGGUCAGUCACAGCUCUGAGGAGAUGCUUGAAGGCGAUGGUAUUGUCCGGGAGGAAUUGCCCGCUGGCAAGGUGAUGCGUCGCAAGAAGUCGAACACGCAACAGCCACCGCUCAGCAGCAGUAACAACAAUAAUAUCACCAGCAGCACAAGUCAGCCACCGCGCAUAAAUCACCGGGCUUCGGUGGCCAAAAUGGAGGGUUUAGCCGCUUAUCUGGACUCUAGCAUUAUGUCCAGCAGCACAGAAGUAGAUGACGAAAGUAAGGACGUGGAAGUGGUUCUGCCUGACUGGAUUGUGGUUGGUGAAUCGGUGCUGAUACGUCCGUACAAUACCAGCGGCGUGAUUCGCUUUGUGGGCACCACAGAGUUCCAGCCCGGGGCUUGGAUUGGCGUGGAGUUGGAUACGCCAACGGGCAAGAACGAUGGUAGCGUGAAGGGCAUUCAGUAUUUCCAGUGCAAGCCCAAGCACGGCAUGUUCGUGCGCUCCGACAAGCUGAUGCUGGACAAGCGCGGCAAGGCGAUGCGAGCCUACAAGGCUGCCGAGAAGAGCAACAGCAUCAGUAAAGAGAUGAGCAGCUCGAUGACCGGUUCGAUGACUGGCUCAAUGACACGCUCCAAGAGCCGCGGUGAAUCGCUGAAUGUGGCGGCGCGCAAAUGAUUGUACCCAAAGUGUUCGCAUCAGAUGCAGCGUUGGACUAAUUGCAGGCAAUCGACGGUGGCCACCAGUGCUGCUGCUGCUGCUGUUAGCCAGCCGGCGACCUGCCACAGAUUGCGUGCAACCAGCAACGCUGCAGAUGCGAACAGUCAUGGCAAGAAGUGCUAUGCCAAUCGACGCUCGACGGCCUUCUAAGGUCGUCACCCAAGAAUGACAAUGUCGAGGAGGAGGAGGAAGAGCAGCAGUAGCCUCGUCAAGCAACGAACAAUGCGGAGCAUAAUCCACAUGCCAACCAUAUUCUAGCUUACUUAACUAUUCUCACACCAUGCCGCAAAUGAAAUGCCGUACACUUAACCCCACGCUUCUCCAAGUAGUUUAAGGCGCGGUGUCUACAGCAGAACUAAUUACUAAUCUCUAGCUAAACUAAACUAAACUAAACGAAAUGAAAGGAAACUAAACUAAGCCAGGCAGGGCGUUCGCGUAAUGUUUAUGUGUGAAGUUCUCGCACUUUGAUCAGAUUCCAUUGUUUUGUGUUCGUCGUAGUUAAAUGUCGUUUAUUGCUUUUCGAUUUUUGAAUGAAGCGCUUUACUGAUUGAUA